Hippopotamus amphibius kiboko is the source of this 2084-nucleotide messenger RNA. It is a transcript of the gene PMEL, whose product is annotated as premelanosome protein. The record is from RefSeq and is a predicted model, not a curated record. Lineage: Eukaryota; Metazoa; Chordata; Mammalia; Artiodactyla; Hippopotamidae. Gene Ontology annotation, biological process: melanosome organization. Bases 67 to 1977 code for a protein of 636 amino acids. The transcript has 11 exons. Gene Ontology annotation, cellular component: melanosome.
ACCCCUUUCUUAUAUAGGGGCUUGUCCUAUGCCUCAGAGUCUUUGGUUACUGGCAGGAAGAACAGGAUGGAUCUGGUGCUGAGAAAAUGCCUUCUCCAUGUGGCUGUGAUGGGUGCUCUUCUGGCUGUGGGGGCCACAGAAGGACCCAGAGGCCAGGACUGGCUUGGUGUCUCAAGGCAGCUCAGAACCAAAGCAUGGAACAGGCGGCUAUAUCCACAGUGGACAGAAAGCCAGGGGCCUGACUGCUGGAGAGGUGGCCAGGUAUCCCUGAAGGUCAGCAAUGAUGGGCCUACGCUGCUUGGGGCAAAUGCCUCCUUUUCUAUCGCCCUGCACUUUCCUAAAAGCCAAAAGGUGCUGCCAGAUGGGCAGGUCAUCUGGGCCAACAACACCAUCAUCAAUGGGAGCCAGGUGUGGGGAGGACAGCCAGUGUAUCCCCAAGAACCUGAUGAUAUGUGCAUCUUCCCCGAUGGGGGGGCCUGCCCACCUGUCUCAUCACCUCCGAGAAGAAGUUUUGUUUAUGUCUGGAAGACCUGGGGCCAAUACUGGCAAGUUCUGGGGGGCCCAGUGUCCGGACUGAGCAUUGGGACAGGCAAGGCAGUGCUGGGCACACACACCAUGGAAGUGACUGUCUACCACCGCCGGGGGUCCCAGAGCUACGUGCCCCUCGCUUACUCCCGCUCAGCCUUCACUAUUACUGACCAGGUGCCCUUCUCCGUAAGCGUGUCUCAACUGCAGGCCUUGGAUGGAGGGAACAAGCACUUCCUGAGAAAGCAACCUCUGACCUUUGCCCUCCGGCUCCACGACCCCAGUGGUUAUUUGGCUGAGGCUGACCUCUCCUACACCUGGGACUUUGGAGACAGUACUGGGACCCUGAUCUCUCGGGCGCUUGUGGUCACUCAUACUUACCUAGAGUCUGGCCCAGUCACUGCACAGGUGGUGCUGCAGGCUGCCAUUCCUCUCAGCUCCUGUGGCUCCUCCCCAGUUCCAGGCACCACUGAUGGGCAUGUGCCAACUGCAGAGGCCCCUGGCACCACAGCUGGCCAAGUACCUACUGCAGAAGUCACAGGCACUACACCUGGUCAGGUGCCGACUGCAGAGGGCAGAGCUACCACACCUGAGCAGGUGCCAACCUCAGAAGUCAUAAGUACCAUACCUGCAGAGAGGCCAACUGCAGAGGCCACAGGUACGACACCUGAAGUGUCAACCGCAGAGCCCUCUGGAACCACAGUUGCACAGGUAACAACUACAGAGCUGGUGGAGACCACAGCUGGAGAGGUACCCACCCCUGAGCCUGAUGGUCCAGAUGCCAGCCCAUUCAUGCCUACAGAAGGUAUUACAGGUUCCCAGAGCCCCCUGCAGGAUGACACAGCCACCUUGAACCUGGUGAAGCGACAAGUCCCCCUGGAUUGUGUUCUGUAUCGAUAUGGCUCCUUUUCCCUCAUCCUGGACAUUGUCCAGGGUAUUGAGAAUGCUGAGAUCCUGCAGGCUGUGCCAUCCAGUGAAGGGGAUGCAUUUGAGCUGACUGUGUCUUGCCAAGGCGGGCUACCCAAGGAAGCCUGCAUGGACAUCUCAUCGCCAGGGUGCCAGCCCCCAGCCCAGCGGCUGUGUCAGCCGGUGCCACCCAGCCCAGCCUGCCAGCUGGUUCUGCACCAGGUACUGAAGGGCGGCUCGGGGACCUACUGCCUCAAUGUGUCUUUGGCUGAUGCCAAUAGCCUGGCAAUGGUCAGCACCCAGCUUGUUAUGCCUGGUCAAGAGGCCGGCCUCGGGCAGGCUGCCCUGUUCGUGGGCGUCUUGCUGGUGUUGAUGGCUCUGCUGCUCGCAUCUCUGAUAUACAGGCGAAGACUUAUGAAGCAGGGCUCAGCUCCUCCCCUUCCCCAGCUGCCACACGAUAGAACCCACUGGCGACGUCUGCCCUGGGUUUUCCGCUCUUGCCCCACUGGUGAGAGCAGCCCCCUCCUCCGUGGGCAGCAGGUCUGAGUACUGUCAUGUGAUGUCAUGAUUUACCCAGGGUAGACAGCAACGCCUGUCUUUUCUCCAGUCUUCCCUUGAAGACUACCAUUGCCUGAAAUAAAGACUCAGAACCU